Gryllus bimaculatus (two-spotted cricket) is the source of this 4800-nucleotide messenger RNA. Lineage: Eukaryota; Metazoa; Arthropoda; Insecta; Orthoptera; Gryllidae. The record is from the annotation of a GenBank genome assembly.
UAUUCAAUUUUGUCAUCACCUUCAACGGUUUAAGUUUCGCGGGAAGUCGAAAAUCGCUGCAAGUAUAAUCGAUAUAUCUAGCGGACAUCGGUACCAUAGCUGAACGAGCCGAAGGAACAAAUCAACCUGAAUCAAGCGAACAUGGCAAGCGAUGGGAAAAAGCAGAAAUCUAAAGGCAAAUCGAGUGAAGAAAUUGUUAAUGGAUUUCAAGCGCUUAGGGCUGAACAGCGAAAUAUGGCUAGCAAACUUUCCGAGUUAGAAGUGGAGCUUCAUGAACAUAAGCUUGUUAUUGAGACUUUAAAAGAAGCAGAUGGAGAGAGAAAGUGUUUCCGAAUGAUUGGUGGGAUUCUUUGUGAAAAGACAGUAAAAGAAGUUCUACCUGCUUUGGAAUCAAACAGAGAACAGCUGGAAAAAUUUAUUGAAAAUUUAACAGAACAAUUAACCAAGAAGGGACAAGAAAUAAAUGAAUAUAGGGAAAAAUAUAACAUCAAAAUUAGGGGGCCUGAAGAUCAGCCUUCAGGUGAUGCAGCCGAAGGAGAACAGAAACCCCGUACUGGAAAUGUCCUUGUGCCCAUAUAAAUAAUCAAAAAGACUGCUGAUUGUGUCUCAGGGGGACAAGACAGUUAUUUAAUUUUUGCUUGCCUGCAUACCUACUGUUGUUUCUAAUUGGGCUAUUUAAAGUGUGAAGGACGAUCUGUCUACAAAUUAUGUGUACAGAACUAACUUAGAAUCCUUGUGAGUGAGCAUUUCAUCAAUUUAACAAUGCUGUUUUCUUCAAAAGAAGUAACAAAAUGUGUGACUUUAAAGUCCUUUUCUCUUUACUUUGGCAGUUUGUUAAGUGAAUUUGAAGUUAACACAAAUCUGCUCAAAAUAGGUGAAUUAUCCCAUUUGUUUUAUUGUAAAAUAGCGACUUAAAAAAAAAUUGGCUAAUGGGAUAUUUCAGAAGGGAGAGUUAUCAAGCUGCCACUGCCAAAUAUGGAAUUAAUAUGGUAUAGAUUUAAAAUAUAAAAAAAAAGAUCUUACAUAUUUGUCAACAAUUUAAUUAGCUUGAAUAAGAAGCUGCGUUAUUGAAGUUAAUUGUCAGUUCAUUUGAAAUUGUUCUGACCCAAUGCAGUUUGAUGGAUGAAAUUGAAAGAUUUUGCUUUCCUGUUCUUUCUCAAGUUUGUUUCUUCUGAUUAAUUUUAAUUUUGAUAUUUUCAAAAUUGUGUUGCUGCAAUAAUGAAUUAAAAUUUCUCGCUCAAUUUACCACCUUUACUUGUGAAACAGCUUAAUACGAAAAAAUUGUGAUUAAAAGAUCUGUAAUGAAAUUAAAAUGCUUUUAAUUGUAGAAGAUGGAAAAUAAAUUAACAUUGAGAUGUAAUAAAGGAACAUUGUGUAAAAUCUUGUACGUUAAUAGAAAAUUGCAUGUGUGACUUUGUUACACAAUUGCUAAAUACUAAAUUAAUUUAAUAAAAUAAUUGUAAUUAUGUAACUAUUUUGAUUUUAACCAGAAAUAUAGACACUAAUAAGUUUCUCUUCAUAAACUUUUUUAUCGUUGUUUUAUAGAAAUAAUGUUUUGGUUUAUAAGUAUUAAUAAAACCAAUAUUGGCAAUGAGCGAUAUUUCUUGUGAUCCUGCAAAAUGUUCUGUGAAUACAAGUGUUUUCUAUAAGGAAAGGAACAUGAAUAAUCAUGAAAAAUAUUUUGAAUACUGUGUGACUGUACCUUGGGGAAAUAGAAAAAAAUCAGAUUGUCUCAUUUUCUGUUCAAAAAUUUUGCCAAUAAGGCGUCCGUUUUUAAUUACAUUCAGAAACUCGGUUCCUAGUGGUCAUUAUUCUAGAUUGUCUGUUGUACUUGAAUGCUACCUAGAACAUUUGGCGUUUAAUGCUUGUAUGUUUACGAAGCACAUUAACAUUUUAACACACACAUGUAUUAUAAUUGUUUUAUAGAAUUUAGAAAUAUACAACUUAUAGAAAUAAGAGUUUCUAUUAAUCACACCUUGAUAUCAUAUAUUGUCAAGCCUAUUAGUGGUUUGACUAUUUUUACAUUUGUCCCUAUGGGAAGGGUUUACAGUAAAGAUAGUUAAUAUUCUUUAAAAGGAACAAAAAAUAGUAAUUGUGGAUCGACAUGGAAUUUUCUAUAAAUUUUGGAGACUUUCAAGUCAAUAGCAGAGUUAGGUGUUCUUGUACUUUGAAGUAUAGUUAUCAUGUUUUAUGAAACGAAUAUAUUUUAAAUAGAUGCAAUGGUUUUUGACUAAAAAGUAAUAUUCAAAAUAUAUUUUUCUUUGUUAAUUAGAGUAUUUUUCUUCUUUGAUUAGGUUUUGCAACUUAAAAAAACAUUUGGUAUAUAAUAAACAAUUAAGAGGACAAAUAUGUGUUUGCUUGCUCUGCUAUAACAAUAAAAUUCAUGGCAUGUUUUCUGGAGCUCUGUAGUAGAAUGAAUGUAAGGUAUCUAAAAGAAAGAAAUUUCUGAAAGUCAAUGUGAUGACAAAAAGGAAGACUUCAUUUUUAUUUUUCUGAUUGUAAUUUUAUUUUCAACGUUUUCGUGUUAUCUUCAUAGUCUUGUGCAGGUAUCUCACUUUUAAUUUGCAAAUUUAUGCACAUAGGUGUGUUGUACUGUUUUUCACUGAAUUUUUCCUUGGAAUGAGAAUUGUAUCAGAGUUUCUCUGAAUCCAAAGAUAAUUCAUCAUGUUAUGGAAACGUGUUUCCAGCUUUAUACGAGUUGGCUACACAUUUGGUGUGUGAUAUUUUCAAUUCUGUGUAAUGACUACGAUAAUGAAAUUUAAUGUUAAAUGGUGAACUGCAUAAUGCGGAGAUGAUUUUUGUGUAUGUUGUAUUGUGCAAUGAAAAAAUAUAGAUAUAAUUUUAAUGGUAAUUUUAAUCUUUUAACACUUGUCUUUGGUGCAAAAUGUGGUGUAUUUCACCACAGGUUUUGUUUGAAUUCUUUCUUUCAACAUUAAUAUACUGUUAACCGGGUGAUUGAUAAAUAAUGAGAUUUUUAAAGAUAUUGGCCAGGAGUUGUUACUUUUAUUACUUUUUUAAGGUUUGGGAUAAUUUUCAUAUCCUGUAAUAGGUGACUUAACAGUCACAUUAUGAUCUACUGUGGUCUUGAAAGUAAAAAGCUAGAUUAUUAGGGAUGGAUAUUGCUUUAACCAUCUCUUUCUCUUCGAUUUCUGGAUCUUUGCUUUGGCUUAUAAAGAUUCUUUUCCUUUUUGCUCCUUUUAUAGCCCAGAAUUUAAUUGACUUUACUAGAAUUUUUCUGUUUGCAGAAAGGUCUUUCUAAACACGUUCCAUUCUCUGAUGUCUUUUCUCACAUUUGUACUAUAUAGUGUAUCAAAUGUUAUUUCUUUGACAUUUAAGAUUCAUUCCUCUAGUGUUAUUUUAUGAAUUUCAUUGUAAUUAGUCCUGCCUUAAGUAUUCAGUAUUUCAAAUAUAAUUUCUAAAAUUCACUGAUUAUUUUAUUUUACUUCUCCAAUAUCAAUUGUUCAAACAUAUCUCUAUUCAUACACAUUUUUCUGAGAUUUUGUUUUGUUUGUAAAAACAAAAUUUUUGUCUUGAUGUAGCAGUGAUUGAGUCAUCCAAUUUUUGCAUUGGGAUUGAUUUUGAAAUCAAUGAUAUUGUUGUUUUAGAUCAUUUAUUAUUUUUGUUUUUAUUGCAAAGACUUUUGGGGUCUUGUUAUGUUUUUUUCUCUCUCUCACCGCUUAUUAAUCACAUUAAAAAGAAAUUUGAUGUAUCGGUGUUGUCACUUAGUUCGAAAGGUAAUUAAUGUAAAUCGUUCAAGAGAUAUCUUAUGUGCAAUUCAGGAAUCUAAAUCUAGAGGAAAAAUAAUAAACUUGGUGAUGAAAAUAGCAAACAAAUUUUACCGAUGGAAAUUUCUUGUCAUUAAUCUUAAGAGGCUAAUGAUUACAUUUAGACAUCUCGAGUAUGAUUAAUUUGGUAAAGUAAUAAGAAUUAUGUCAGUGAAAUUUUUAGUUUUUUACCUACAGACAAACUUGUUGGUCACAAACAUAGUAAUUAACAUGAAAGAGAAAUCAACCUGCCAUGAAUUUUUUUGUUUGCUUAGUUUUUACAAGAUUGCAGUAAACUUUUAGAAGAAUCUAGAUCCCAGAGAAUUAUUACAUUUCGAUUUUAUUUAUAGAUGUAAAAUUGAAAACUAAAAUCUUUCAAAACAUCUUGUGAUGUUUGUGUUAAAAAAAAUUCUCGCUACUGUUUUCAAUUUUAAUGAAGUUUAUUAACUGGUAAAAAUUAUAAAUCAUUUCAUAUAUAUUCUGAGAUAUAGCAAUCAAUUUAAGUUGUCUUAAGAUAAAUAUGAGCACACAAACUUGAAAUAAUCUUCAUAAAUAUGAGCCCAUAAAUAAAGUAGUAGUGUGUAAUUACUUCAAAAUUAUUUGUUUCAUCCACAGAGGAUCUCAAUGGUUAAGAAUGCCUUGGUUUUUACCAAAAACUCGCUUUCUGAGGUUUUUAAUGUUCAGAAAUAUGAAAAUAUCAUUGCAAGCUUCAAUGCUGCUUUAAUCUUGUACAGAUGUAUAACAUGAUUUUUCUUCAUAGGCUUAUUAUAGUUUCUCACAAAUGCAAAAGUUAAAUUUGAAGACAAGAUCACAAUAACAAACAAAUUAUUUUAUUGUCAAUUGGCCAAAAGAUUUGCAUUACUGUUUUCUACUUCACAAUUAUCUUUUAAUUGUGCACUGUUAUAUCCCAAAAUCUCUUUGGUCUAUAUUAUUCUGAUAUCUUACUGCUAUGUGAUAAGUUUACUGAUAUCUGGUAAUACUCUUGGUUUUAAUCUGUCACCUUCCACUGAGGCUUGUUAUGAUUUUAGUGAACAAU